AUGCAUUUAGCUGCAUUACGUGCAUGUAUGGAAUUAACAUCUAUUAUGAAUGAUACAACUACAUAUUAUGCAUGUUAUGAAUCAUACUUUAUUGCUAUUAAACAAAUUAAUCAAUUAUUAUGGUAUAAUGAUAGUAUAGAUACAGGUUAUUUCUUAGCUUAUACAGGUGGACAAGGUGAAAAAGCAAUAUUUACACAUGCAUUGUAUGGUCAAGUAUUAGCAUUUACAUAUGGUUUAGGUCCUUUAUAUAGUAUAUCAAUAAUGAAAAAACAUUUAGAAAGUGAAGUACGAUUAGCAGAUACACCAUAUGGUUUAAGAAUGUUAACUGAACGAGAACCAUUAACAAAUCCACAAGAUAAUUCUAUAUGGAUGAGUGCAUCACAAGAUUGGUCUGUAUUAAAUUUAUGGUUUAAUAUAGAUUUAGAUAAUGCAUUAAUACAAUCGAAAAAAGGUUUAAAUCAUGUAAGACAAAUAUUAAAUGAUCAAUGGAAUACACAUGGUUUAUAUGCAAGUGAUGGUUAUGGUAUUGGAGGAAAACCAUGGGUUACAUCACAUUAUGGUUUUCAUAUGGUUUUAUGGCAUUUACCAUUUGCAAUUACAGGUCAAUAUACAGAUUUAACAAAAGGUAUAUUAUUAUUUUCACCUAAAUUACGAUCACCAUUUCUUUUGCCUGUACUUAUUCCCAAUACUUUUGGAUCAAUAAGUGCAACUCCAUUAUUAAAUGGACAAUCAUCGUAUACAUUUACAUUAGCAAUUGGAAAUUUAUCUUUGAAUAUACUUGCUAUUAAUAAUGUGAAAUAUCCAGGAAGUAUUCAUCUAACAGCUGGACAAUCGGUACAGUGAAUUGGAUGAUUGAUCAAUGACAAUUAAUAUUUAUUAUAACUAUAAUUAAAUAAAAAAGAAAACUUUUUUUUGUGCUUUCCAUUCUUGAACAAUUUUCUAACAAUGUAGUAAGCAGUAUGUGUUUGGUUCUUUAAUUUUGACAAUAAAAAUAUAUAUGAAUAAUAUUGAAAACAUUAAAUUCAAACAGAUUUAAUUAUUAUCUAUUUCAAAAUAUAAGAGCCGU
Molecule: messenger RNA, 1066 nt
Organism: Rotaria sp. Silwood1
Lineage: Eukaryota; Metazoa; Rotifera; Eurotatoria; Philodinida; Philodinidae
Source: the annotation of a GenBank genome assembly